AUGAUUCUAAAGAACCAAGAGGCCUUGAGUGAUGAUGGUCAUGAUGGUGGUGGUGAUGAUUCAAACACCUGUUCAGAUGCCCCCAAAGAGAAAAGGAACAAACGAGCUCGGUCAGAUGUUAAAAUAGCAAAGACGGAUUGGACACUCCCAUGUGAAUGGGGUGACUGCCAUGAUAUCUUCACAGAAAUGGAACUGUUUCUCCGGCACAUGUCUAACCACCUCUGUCACACCGACAAUAUCACACAGGAAGGUUACCAGUGUAGCUGGAGGGCGUGUGGUACGGAGGUUCAGGGCGAGAAUUACGACUUCUAUCGUCAUGUUUACUUCCACUGUUUCCAUGUGAAGAUCAAAUGCAUCGGCUCACUGUUGAUCAACAAGCUGGGAAUGGACAAAUGUUUGUUGGAUACACACACACGAAACCUGAUCCCAGAACUUCCCGAGCGUCUCCAAUGUGGCUGGUUUAACUGUGAGGCAGUUGUAGACAAUCCAGAGAUGUUUUACCGACAUGUCGAUAACCAUGCCGACAACUGUAACGAAACAAAGAAAUCAAAACGAAGAAACGCUGCUGGUACCUGUGCUAAAUGUGAAUGGGAGGGUUGUGAUUUCGUGGCUGAGAACAGAUGGCGCCUUAAGGAACAUCUACGGAGCCACACCCAGGAGAAAGUGAUAGCGUGUCCUACCUGUGGGGGUCUCUUCUCAGCCCGCUGUAAAUUUAUAGACCAUGUCAAGCGCCAGGCUGAGACAGAUGUUCAGUGUUACCAGUGCUCCCAUUGUAACAAGAGAUAUUCCACAGAGAGGUUGCUACGGGAUCAUGUCCGUCACCAUGUAAACCAGUACAAAUGUCCGUGCUGUGAGAUGACAUGUCCUACACCCUCUGGUCUGAAGUCCCAUCUACGAUACAGACACACCAAUGACAAACCUUUUAAAUGUCAACAUUGUGAACAUAGUUGUAAGACUGCUGCAGAUUUACGGAAACACAUGGAUAGCCACACGAUGGAGGUGCCAUUCCGGUGUCAUGUACCAAACUGUGACUAUGGAGCGCGUACCUAUAGUAGUCUGUCGAACCACUUCAAACGUACACACCAGGAAGUCGAUGUCCAGAAGUAUGCCUGUCAUGUAUGUAAAUCAGUGUUCAGCCGAGGAUCAAAGUUAACAGUCCACCUGAAGAAACGCCACAAAUUCCGAUGGCCCUCUGGUCAUUCUCGGUUCAGAUACAAGUUACAUGACGAUGGGUAUUGGAGGCUACAGACCGUUCGUUACGAGAGUAUACAACUCACAGAACAAGUAACAGAUGAUUCGACAACAGAAACCAAACAGCCAUCUUCAUCCACAGAUUCUCAGUCCUCACAUGCAGCAGGGUCUGCCGAGCAGGAACAAGCAGAACCUGUCGCCAUGGAAACAGAAGAUUCAGACACAGAUACAGGUGAUAAAACCUAUGAGGUUUCCAUGGUAAAUGUUGCUGGGAAUUCUCAGUCACAGAAAGAAGGGGAAGACUCCAUUACAUGUAUUGCUCUGCCAGUUAAUGUUAACGAUUCUAAAUCUACAGAUGGUGAUUCACCGGCGGUUGCUACGGUAACUGAUAUAAGAAUUAUAUCUGGAGAUUAUGCUGUACUGUCAAACACUUCAGUCUCCUCACCAAUACAGCCUCUCUCUGAAACUGGAUGUGCCAUAAACAUUCCUCCAGGGGACAAAACUCUGGACAAAAUGCAGGAUGUGAAAGUUAGUUAUAACAAAGGUCAGGAGAACAAUCAGUCUUAUAAUCUGGAAAUGCUUGGCUAUGUUGCCAUGCAUGCGACAAACCAAACCACAGAACAAGGGUCGUCACAGUCGAGUUCUGAAGGAGAAGUACAGUCCAGCCCAGGCAAACCAGGCUGCUAUAAAACUCUGAAGAGUCAGGAUCUGUGAACUGUACACAAAGGAGUUUAGUCCAGUACUUGUCUGAGAGGUGUCUGCAGGACUCAAAAAAUUGUAGUCCGGUUAUUGUAUAGAAAGAAACCUACAACAAGACACAAAAGGAAAUCUAUGCUCAGACUGAGGAUUUGAUGUGAGAAGGGAAACCAAGCACUUGACUGGGGACUGUUGUGUGACAGAUACAAUAUAUCAGCAGUUGUUUCUAGUUUCACACAGUAAAUGUAACGUUAGAAUUUGUUACCAGUAGAUACUCAGUUAGAACCUGUCUCGUGCUUCAUUAUAAAUGUUAAUUUCUCGUGGAAUCCUCUAGGUGACCUAGUAAGCAGGCAGGAAAAUAUAAUAAAGAAAUGUUUAAUGGUGUAACGAUUAUAGAAUGUGUGAUGAUGUAAUUAUUACAGAAUGUGUGACGAUGUAAUUAUUACAGAAUGUGUGACGGUGUAAUGGUUACAGAAUGUGACGGUGUAAUGGUUACAGAAUGUGUGACGGUGUAAUGGUUACAGAAUGUGUGACGGUGUAAUUAUUACAGAAUGUGUGACGGUGUAAUGGUUACAGAAUGUGUGACGGUGUAAUGGUUACAGAAUGUGUGACGGUGUAAUGGUUACAGAAUGUGUGACAGUGUAAUGGUUACAGAAUGUGUCACGGUGUAAUGGUUACAGAAUGUGUCACGGUGUAAUUAUUACAGAAUGUGUCACGGUGUAAUUAUUACAGAAUGUGUCACGGUGUAAUGGUUACAGAAUGUGUGACGGUGUAAUGGUUACAGAAUGUGUGACAGUGUAAUGGUUACAGAAUGUGUGACAGUGUAAUGGUUACAGAAUGUGUGACGGUGUAAUGGUUACAGAAUGUGUGACAGUGUAAUGGUUACAGAAUGUGUGACAGUGUAAUGGUUACAGAAUGUGUGACGGUGUAAUGAUUACAGAAUGUGUGACAGUGUAAUGGUUACAGAAUGUGUGAUGAUGUAAUUAUUACAGAAUGUGUGACGGUGUAAUGAUUACAGAAUGUGUGACAGUGUAAUGGUUACAGAAUGUGUGAUGAUGUAAUUAUUACAGAAUGUGUGACGGUGUAAUGAUUACAGAAUGUGUGACGGUGUAAUGGUUACAGAAUGUGACGGUGUAAUGGUUACAGAAUGUGUGACGGUGUAAUGGUUACAGAAUGUGUGACGGUGUAAUGGUUACAGAAUGUGUGACGGUGUAAUGGUUACAGAAUGUGUGACGGUGUAAUGGUUACAGAAUGUGACGGUGUAAUGGUUACAGAAUGUGUGACGGUGUAAUGAUUAAAGAUAUUGUAUCAAUCCUGGUCAAUAUUCUGGUAUUUUCCACAGGUGUUGCUGAUUGAUGAUCAAAAUAUUAGCCAAACUUGAAAAAUAUAUUUAUAACUGCUGAAGGUGAUGACUGAUGUGGAGUGAAUGUUUUGCGGGGUGAUAAUACUGAUGGAAAAUACUUGAUUUGUUUAAACAGUUAUUUGUAAUUCCAUGCUUGAAACUUUGGGUAAAUCAUCUGAUAAAAGUAGCUCAGAUUGAUUUGUUUGUUUGUAUAGUUUAAUUUAUCUGAUAAAACUGACAGAUAUUGAAAGAUUUGUUUUACAUUUAUUGAACCCAUUUUGGAAACUUAAGGUAUAUCACAUUUUAAACUGCUGGGUAAAUAUCCUAGAUAUCAAUGGUUCCUUAUUCCAAGUUAAAGACAUGUUUGAUGUGUAUUUCUCCUAACCUCGACAGGGAUAUCCGCAGUUAGGGAAAAGACAAGCUACAUGUGCUCUGUUCACAUUCUCAACAAUUGUAUUUCAUUACGUCAACAAUACCAAGAUGGCACAGCAACAUUUCCUUGUAUUGAUAUAACGUCAAUAUUAGAUACAUAAGAGGGUAAACAGGGUAAGAGAAAAAUAAUCAUUCACCCCCAUGGACGUGAGACAGGGGAAUCUCAACCCUCAGGGUAAGAUCAUUAAGCCGCAAGCCUCGUGUUUACCAACUUAAGAAUCGUCCCCUCGGGUUGAGAUUCCCCUGUCUCACCCCCAAGGGGGUGAACAAUUCUAUUAUUCUCUUACCCUCAACAGGGAUAUCCACAAUUAUUCGGAUGAUAUUUCCUUUUCUCACCCUAUAGUUAAGACAAGUUCCACAUGGUCUUUGCACCUUCCUAACAAUUGUGAUUGUAUGAUGUAGCAGCAAUAAUACUAUGAUGUCACAUGUACAUCAACAGUAGUUUGACGUCAUGUCUACAAUUCAUUCAUGUUGAGUUCAAGAAUUGGUCCAAAAUCCCAAGAUGGCCACAAUGGCAGCCAUCUUUAAAAACACUUACUAACUUCUUCUCCAGUUCCAUUGGCACCAUUGGGCUAGAAAUUGGUGAGGAUGUUAGGAGGGGAGCCAACAGAGUGCUGUUAUCAUCAGCCUUGUAAAACCUAUGACAUGGCUGACAAAGUGGCAAUUUUCUAACAUGAUUGCGCAAUUAUGGUUUUCCUGAACAAGUUCAACACCUAUUUUAAAGUUCUUUUUCACGUUCCACCAGUGGGAUUCAGCUCUCUCUUACCUGAAAUGAUCCUGAGAUAUUCCUGACCAUUUUUUGGGUCGGUCAGAAAUCUUAUAUGGCCAACAGUGCCACUAUACUUACUACUGAGUAUGUAUACUACAAUAGUAUGAGGGUCUUAAGAGUCAGAUGACCGUUAAGGCCCAUGGUCCUCUUGUCUUGCAUUGAUGUAACAUCAAUGUUAGAUAUGGGGGUAAACAGGUUGGAGAAAAACAAUCGUUCAUCCCCUUGGGAGUGAGAAUCUCAUCCCUUGGGUAAGAUACUUGAGCUACUUAACACUUGGCAAGCCUCGUGUUUGGCAACUUAUGAAUCCUCCCACGCUCGAUGGGAUUCCCUUGUCUCACCCCUAAGUGGUGAAAGACUCUAUUAGUCCAUGGAAUUUCUUUGAAACUUCAGCACUGGCCCAUUAUUGUUACAAAAUGUUAUAUUAGUAUAUGUUGCAGUCCAGGGGAGAUAAUUUCAUAUUUCAGCUGAUGUUGGAUCAAUCUUUACAUUUGAGUUACUGACAAAGGGAGGUACCUUUUCCAUUACAAGAAGAGAUGCUAUUUAGGAAGAAAAUAACCCUAAACUUCAGUUGCUACGUACAAAAUAAUAAAUUCCCUAGUUAUGAAAUUUUCAACAGGGGGGCCAGGUUAAUUUGUAAAAAAAAACAAAAAUGUCACAGACAAGGGGAGGUAGCUUCGAAAGUAUUUAACCUAUUACAGAUAAAGGAGAGAAUGCUAAGUUGGCAAAAUUUGUGCCCAAACACAUGAAGGGAGAUAACUUCACGUGUAUUUGAGCUUUACAACCCUCUAAGCUGGUCUACAUAUCUUAUUAAAUAUAAAGAUCAGCAGAAUUAUGUCAGUAAUUUACAGUCAAUUUUAAAAUGUCGCCCAAAAUUUUUAGGAUUAAUAUAUUAAGGUUUAAAUUAUAUUACUUAUUUUUUCAUCAAAUGGACUUUUCUGAAUUGACAUCAAUUAGUACAGUGGUGUUAAUUUUACUAACGGAUCCUAUUUUUAACUGUAUGUUAAAAAUCUUAAUGGGGCAAUUUAAGAUGUGUAAUCAGCUUAAAUAUUUCCUGAACAUUUGGCCUCAGUUGAACAUUUCCUGAACAUUUGGCCUCAGUUGAACAUUUCCUGAACAUUUGGCCUCUGUUGAACAUUUCCUGAACAUUUGGCCUCUUUUUCCAACCGGUAAAUUUGUGUAACAUGUUUUAUUACAGUUGUCUGUUGAUGUUAACAAAUGAUGAACUUACAUGUGAUAUAAUAUGGAAUAUAAAUACUACGUGUUGGAAUAAAUAAGUUAUCAUAGACAA
Molecule: messenger RNA, 5718 nt
Organism: Pecten maximus
Lineage: Eukaryota; Metazoa; Mollusca; Bivalvia; Pectinida; Pectinidae
Product: histone H4 transcription factor-like
Exons: 10
Coding region: 1-1905 (634 amino acids)
Biological process (GO): anatomical structure development; regulation of transcription by RNA polymerase II
Molecular function (GO): RNA polymerase II cis-regulatory region sequence-specific DNA binding; DNA-binding transcription factor activity, RNA polymerase II-specific
Source: RefSeq, a predicted model, not a curated record